Molecule: messenger RNA, 745 nt
Organism: Drosophila subobscura
Lineage: Eukaryota; Metazoa; Arthropoda; Insecta; Diptera; Drosophilidae
Gene: Bet1
Product: BET1 homolog
Exons: 3
Coding region: 337-693 (118 amino acids)
Biological process (GO): vesicle fusion with Golgi apparatus; endoplasmic reticulum to Golgi vesicle-mediated transport
Cellular component (GO): SNARE complex; Golgi trans cisterna
Molecular function (GO): SNAP receptor activity
Source: RefSeq, a predicted model, not a curated record
UUUUUUUGUUUAAACCAUAUUUUACAAACAAUCCAAUACGAAUGAGUACUUAAAACUAGCCAAUCAUGUACAAAAUUGACUCGUUUAUCGAAUAAAAGUACAAUAGUAUUGCUGAGGGUCCAAACUGGCUAAAAAUUCCACAACGAAUAUAAACUUUGAGGAAUAUAAUUUCGCAUCAGCAAGCCAAAUUGAGUGUCAAAAGUCCGGUCAGAGUUCAACGAAAAGUUAGCUGGCAGCCGAACAUCCGAAGAAACUGCAAAUCGUUGUAUCUGGGUUCGCCUCUGGGCCGCGAAGAGUGUACAAAUUAAUGCAAAACUGGCACACACCGGGAGCAACAUGCGACGCACCAAUAACUAUCCCUACCAGCCGCUGAACCAGCAGCCAUCUGGCCCAGGUCCGGCCAGCCAUGAUGCGCUGGAGGCGGAGAACGAGCGUGCCGCCGAGGAGCUGAAACAGAAAAUUGGCGCCCUGAAGUCUCUGACCAUUGAUAUUGGCAAUGAGGUGCGCUACCAGGACAAGCUACUGCGCGGCAUAGACGACGACAUGGAUCGCACAUCGGGGUUCCUGGGCAACACAAUGACGCGCGUCGUCCGGCUGGCCAAACAGGGUGGCGGGGCCAGACAGAUGUGCUACAUGUUCCUCUUUGUGCUCGUGGUGUUUCUGCUGCUCUGGCUGACGCUAAAGUUCAAAUAACAAAGUUCGGCCGCUGUUAUUUUCUAAAAUAUAUACUUUCAAUCUUAAUUAA